ACCAAAGCUCCUGACCACUGACCACCCUCUUCAGGCGCAUUGCAUCAUUCAGCCAUUCAACAUUCACAAACAGUCAAGUGCUUCCGAAAUCUCAAAUUCUGACAGCUCUUAAGAUUACAUUUCUUUAUGCCCCUGCCAAAGGGCUGCAGAAAUGCCAUGCUGUUUGGAUAUGUUCCCAGAAGACUCCUCCAGCAAUUAAAAAAAUACGUAUCUGUAUCAGCAGUCUUACUGAUUUUUCUGACCUGUACUACAGAGAUUGAGAGUUAGACAGUGCCCGGCAAGCUGGUCCUCUGCACCUGUCUACCACCCACGGGAGCAGGGUGGACACAUCCCCCGUGGGUCUCAGCGUUUAAAUCCUGCACCCGACCAUCUCCACAAUAAAUGCCAGUUUAGAUCAAGGUUUUGCUGGGACAGAGGCAGGGUGGGGACCCCAACUCCCCUGCAUACCCAAGCCCGGCUCUUGCACGUGUUUAACCCCGUCAACACAAACGCGGCAGCCCUCUGCAUCACCAGGAUGUUACGGCUGACUGUUCCAUGAAGCCCAGCCGCAACCGGAUGCCGAAGACCUGGGCUGACAAGUCGUCUGUCUGGACAAAGACAUUUUCAAUUUGCAGCACACUAAUUUCAGGUCCAUCUCGCAGCUAGCUUUCCCUUUUGCCUCCAAAAAGAGGCUGUGCUGUAUCACAAUUCAUUCCAGGCCACUAGCAGAUGUCUGAAACUCCUGUGCAUUAUCUUAGGAAAGCCUAACGCUCAAUUUCCUUAAAAGACAGGGGAGCAAGUGAGUCACUUUACAUACCCUGGCAGUCACAUACAAGGCAACGGGUAUGUCCAGGAGGAAAUAACAUCACAAACUGGCAAGGAAUGGCUACAUCUACUCGUUCAACAAGAUUUGGUCCAUUCUAAAACCUACUGCUUUGAAGACGAAACGGCAAGCAUUCAUCUCAAGUAUUAUUUCUGUACUAAUGCAUGGACACAAAAGUUGGAAGCCCAUCAAAUCACAGACAAAACGCUUCCGCAUGCAAACGCGCUACAGAUGCCUCCUUAGCAUUUCUCUAACAAACGCAGAGGUGGCUCAACUCCCUCUGCUCCUCUUCUGGAUAAUUCUCCGCAGGCACGCAGAGAGCUUUGCGCUGCGCUAGGAAGGCAGGCGAGCCCCGGCGGCGGCAGGUGUGCCCAUGGGGCACCCGGGGACGACACCGCGGGGGGACCCUCGGGGGGACCCUCGGGGACAAAGCGUAGCAGGGAUGCGGUGCCAACGUUCGGCGAGGGCUCCCACGGUUCCUCCGCGGCACACGGCGCCGGACUGACGACCUUCUCCGCAUCACGCCCUAACGAGCGCGGGAUGACGGUUUUCUUUGGGAGGAGAACAGCAUCCCUGGAGAGAUGGGGAUGCCAAGGAGCGCUUCGCCCGCUACCACACCCUGGCCUGGCGAGGGGUCCCCAGCCCAGGGGUUGGUUCCUCCUUUGCCUAACGCCGAGGCAGGAAGCGCGGGGUGAGAGCUGGGGAGCGCGGGGUGAGAGGAGCUGCGCCUUGCCGGGGAGCGGGCCGCCGGCCAGCCCCGCAGAAGGCGCCGCCAUGGCCCGGCGGGAGCGAGGCCCGGCAGGGCAGAGGGUAGCUGGCAUCGUCCGGACGUUCGCCUUCCUGGAAGCCGCCCAGCCCCGAGCGGGGAGCCUAGCCCGCAGCUCCCAUCUUUGGCCGGCCGCCACGGGGACCAGAGAGCGUUUCCAUCCGCUGCAGAAGAUGGACACCAACAGGAGCGCCGGCUGGGGCAGCCAAGGCCCGGGGAGCUGGGGUAGGACUUCAGGCAGGGUCUCCGUCAGCCCCGGCGGUACCCGGAGGAAGGAGCUGAAGGAAAUCCUCCUGCAGAGCAACAGCCCCGGCGGCACCAUGCGGUUCGCCGCCGCUCAGAAGACGUCCAACAGCAGCGGUCUCCUUGCCGGGCCACACCAAGAGCAGAAGCCCGAGCAGAGCCCCGAGGUGCUGUCCCUUGCCCUGGAUCCCCUGGAGCACGAGUGGCUGCUGACGGUGGCCCAGGGCGAUGCGGACAACAUCGUCAGGCUGAUGGACCUGGAUCCCAGCCUGCUGACCAGGAAAGACUUUGUGACGGGCUUCACCGCUCUCCACUGGCUUGCCAAGCACGGCCACCAUGAGAGCUUCAUCCAGGUCAUGUCCCACGCCCAGAAGAAGGGCUAUCCCGUCAACGUGAACAUCCCCACCGCCAGCGGCGGGCUCACCCCCUUGCACCUGGCUGCCCUGCAGGGACAUGAGCUGCUCAUCAAAGUGCUGGUGGGAGCUUACGGGGCCGACACCAGCCGCAGGGACCACAACGGGCGCAAGGCUUGGCAGUACCUGAGGGCAGACACCUCCAGGGAGCUGAAGGAGCUGGCGGGGGCCUUGGAGGAGGACUUGGUCCAGCUGGGCUCUCACAACACCAACAACAACUGUAAGUCAUCCGGAGAGGCCAGGGCAGGGCGGGACUGUGUGGACUCCGGGGCCAAGGGGAAAGCCCGGCGCUCCUGGUGCCUGUCGACGCUCCGGGCCUUUGUCAGACAGGCAUCUGCUUUCUUCCAAGAGCGCUGAAGCUCCUCUGGCCCAUUCGCCUCCAAACCCCAAGUCUCGCGUGGUCUUUCGGGGCUGUGCCAGCGUGAGUGUGCGUGGGGCAACCACAGCCAUCGGGAGCACUGCCUGGGGACAGCCCUUCCAAAAAAACACCUGUCCCCGGAGGGGGUUUUGCCCCCUGCCCCUGCUGAUGGGGACUCCUUGCUGCAGCCCAGCAGAGCCCCACGGUGGGGGCUCACGUGCCAGCCCUGCUGCAGGGACCUGCUUCUCCGACACCCCGUGUGCCCGCAGGGGCACGCUGACCCACUACGGGAGGUGGUGUCCCGUGCUGGGGGCCGGGGGUGGACGUUUGGGCUGCCUGUCCCGGGCUGCCGGCAGACUUUGCGUGUGACUGAAGGUAGGUCACACAGCAACUCGGUGACUUGGUUCUCCCACCUGUAAAAUGAGGCUGUCGGCACUGCCCUGGCUCCCAGCAAUGCUGUGAGGUUGGACUGGUCAUGGUGCCUUGGGUGCCUGGACGGAGACACUGGCAGAAUAUAAUUAAAUAUUUCACAACCAUACUCUGAGAUGCCAGAGGCCUGGCGCUGGGCUGACAAUAGAGAAGAAAGUAUGGCUUCAGCAACAACCCCCCUCCCAAACACUUUUUUUAUGUACACUUCUCUGCCGGCAGGGAGAGCGGGUACAGACAAGCAGACCGUGCCACCGAGCUGCCAUCGCUUUCCAGCUCCCUGUGAGAUCACCAGAUCUCUGCCACAUGCACCUCCUCUGGGUUGCUG
Aquila chrysaetos chrysaetos is the source of this 3336-nucleotide messenger RNA. RefSeq names its product sosondowah ankyrin repeat domain family member D (gene SOWAHD). The coding region runs from base 1343 to 2581 and encodes 412 amino acids. Gene Ontology annotation, molecular function: protein binding. The record is from RefSeq and is a predicted model, not a curated record. The transcript is spliced from 2 exons. Lineage: Eukaryota; Metazoa; Chordata; Aves; Accipitriformes; Accipitridae.